GCCAACCACAGAAAAAGUGGCAACACCGCCGUGUAUAUACAUUUUGAGAGAAAAUUUUGUUCAGGACUGCGCAUCACCGUCGUACCAAUUAGCUUACAAGCAUUUUAAGGACCCUGGACAUUAAAUAGCUAAAUCUAACCGGAAAAGGCUGAGUGGGCAACACUUUAGCCUGCGCCGCCGCCAACGUCGUCACACAAAAUGAAUAAACCAAAAGGCACAGCAGUUUUUUGUUAAUUUUCUGAAAUUUCAAUUUGUCUCGUCGUUAUCAUCAUCCGCAUUGCCAUCGUAAUUUUUAGCAGGUCUCUCUUAUUACCACCCAUCGCCCGCCCGCCCAGCUAGCUUUGUGGGAAACCUUGUAUUAAAGUUCGUUUACUGGAACAUUUUCACUAGCCCCCAGGAGCUUCGUCUUCGCUUUUUACUACGCUUCAGUUCUCCAACGAGACGCCCACACAAAUAUUUAGUUAUGUCAUCGACCGCCGGCAAACGCAAGGAAAUAUACAAAUACCUGGCGCCAUGGCCAUUGUACUCUAUGAACUGGAGUGUGCGCCCAGACAAACGUUUUCGCCUUGCCCUGGGCAGCUUCAUCGAGGAGUACAACAACAAAGUGCAAAUCAUUAGCCUGGACGAGGAUACCAGCGAAUUUAGUGCUAAAAGCACCUUUGACCAUCCAUAUCCUACAACAAAAAUCAUGUGGAUACCAGACUCGAAAGGCAUCUAUCCCGAUCUGUUGGCCACCAGCGGUGAUUAUUUGCGCGUUUGGCGCGCUGGUGAACCGGAUACCCAUCUGGAGUGCGUGCUAAAUAAUAACAAAAACAGUGAUUUUUGUGCGCCGCUAACAUCGUUCGACUGGAACGAGGUGGAUCCCAAUUUAGUUGGCACAUCAUCCAUUGACACCACCUGCACAAUAUGGGGCCUAGAGACUGGGCAGCCGCACGCGCGCGUCUAUGUGGCUGGGCAUGUUAAGACACAGCUAAUAGCACAUGACAAGGAGGUCUAUGACAUUGCAUUUUCACGUGCCGGCGGCGGCCGCGACAUGUUUGCCUCAGUUGGCGCUGAUGGCUCCGUGCGCAUGUUUGAUUUGCGUCAUCUGGAGCAUUCGACCAUUAUCUAUGAGGAUCCUGCGCAUACUGCGCUGUUGCGCUUGGCCUGGAACAAACAGGAUCCGAAUUACUUAGCCACUGUUGCCAUGGAUUCAUGUGAAGUUAUUAUUUUAGAUGUUCGUGUUCCUUGUACACCUGUUGCAAGACUGAGCAAUCACAGAGCGUGCGUCAACGGUAUUGCGUGGGCGCCGCAUAGUUCCUGUCACAUUUGCACUGCCGGUGAUGAUCACCAAGCACUGAUCUGGGAUAUACAACAAAUGCCACGCGCAAUCGAGGAUCCAAUUUUAGCCUAUACAGCUGCUGAAGGCGAAGUCAAUCAAAUACAAUGGGGUGCCACGCAACCCGAUUGGAUAGCCAUUUGCUAUAACAAAGCGUGCGAGAUCCUGCGGGUCUAAGAGUCAAUUUUUCUUACCACCCAAGCAACCUGUCCCCCCUCCCGACCCACACUGCUCUGCCCUGUGGCUGUGAUGUGAGGAUGAUGUGGCUGCAGAACGCACAGUUGUCAACACACCCAAUAACAGCAGCAGCAGAAGCGACACCAACCAACACACAGAUACGCAUACUCAAACACACACACACACACACAGAGACAGACACACACACACACACAUGCGGAUACAGAACACAAUGUAGUUGUAGGUUUUGUAGGCGCAGCCGCGGAAGAAACGCGUUUUAAUUACAUAAUAUACACACAUAUAUAGUUUUGUAUUCGGACGUCGAUUUAUAUCCCACAAUCCCGCAUCCGCAUCUGCAACCCAACUUGGUGUAUUGGUCGCCAGUGUCUGUGGCUCAGUCGAAGUUAAAAGUGAGACGCGUAGGCGGAGCAGCCGGGCAAUUCUAUUAGAGUUUAGUUUUUUAAUGCUCUCUGUGGCCGGGCCAGGCACAUUUAGCAUCCCCCUAGCUUAGUUGAACAUAAUGUUAUGAUAUAUAAGUCUCAAGGUAUAACCAAAAUAUGUAUUGCUAUUUGUAAUUUAUUUGACUCGUUUCGCACGUUAUGCUGAAGAGUACCGGACGCUUAGUUUUAUGAAUUGACAUGUCUGGCUUAUUGACAUUCUGUUUUUAAGAUCGCAAAAAAAAAAAAAACAUUUACACAUAAAAACAAAAAACAAGAUGAACAAAUGAAAAACAAUGUCCUACCUCGUUUUCCAACAUGUUAAAUGUUGUUAAUAUUUGUGUCUAACCGCAGUAAGAACAACAACAACAACAACAACAACAAACCAAACAAACAAACAACUACACGCAAAAACAAAA
Molecule: messenger RNA, 2351 nt
Organism: Drosophila novamexicana
Lineage: Eukaryota; Metazoa; Arthropoda; Insecta; Diptera; Drosophilidae
Gene: wap
Product: DDB1- and CUL4-associated factor 7
Exons: 7
Coding region: 464-1495 (343 amino acids)
Cellular component (GO): nucleus
Molecular function (GO): protein binding
Source: RefSeq, a predicted model, not a curated record